CCUUCCGGUGGCAGCGCGACAUUGUAGUCCAACAUGGCUGCCUCCAGCAGGUCCGUUUUCUCCAGCUGUCUGAACUACACGCGCAGCUUCUCGCUCACCUCGACGCGGACCAGCCGACAGUUCACCAGGCAGAUCUGCGUGUCCUCGCGCGUGCAGGUGAACAAGGCUGCGCGAGGACCGGAGAAAUUCUCCAUCGAGUACAUCAGGAAGCACGCGGAGGAGUUCGAGGUUGGCAAGCGCCGUCUCGCGAACAUGAUGGGCGAGGAUCCCGAGACGUUCACGCAGCAGGACGUCGACAGGAGCAUAGAAUAUCUCUUCCCGUCUGGCCUGUUUGAGAAAAAGGCGCGACCUGUCAUGAAGCACCCUGAGCUGAUCUUCCCCAAGCAGACAGCGGCCCAGUGGGAUAAAGAUGGCCGCCCUUUUCACUUCCUCUUCUACACAGGGACACCUUCAUUCUACUCCAUCAUGCAUGACACGUUCGGGAAAGUGCUGGCCAUAGAAAAACAUCAAGACCAGAUGAGGAGUAAAGGAGCUCUUCCUCAAGACAGCAAGCAGAUCUCUCUAGGUGGAAGCAGAUGGCUACUGAAGGAAGAGUUAGAGGAGGUUCUGGUGGAGAAUAUCUCAGACCAGGAUUACUCACGGUUCCUACAGCUGAUGGACAAGUUGCUGUCUCUGCCCUUUUGCGCGCUGGAGGAGGAGUUUGUCCAGCGUUUCCGCAAGCAGCUGGAGAUUCAGUCCACCAAGCAGGAAAUCCCUGACGUUCAUUGUGAUGAGAACGGAAGAUCCUACAGUCAGGCCCAAGGCAGGAGGAAAACUGCCACGGCCAGCGUUACACUCCGAGACUGUGGCAGCGGACGCGUCGCUGUCAACGGAAAAGACUGUCUGCUGUACUUCCCUAUUCUGCAGGACAGGGAGCAGAUCAUGUUUCCUCUACACUUUGCGGGCAUGCUGGGAAGGUUCGAUGUGCAGGCACAUGUGGAGGGCGGGGGUCGCUCAGCACAGGCUGGUGCUCUCCGGCUCGCCAUCGCACGGGCACUGCUCAGCUUUGUCUCUACCCCCGCGGAGGUGGAGACCAUAAGGCAAGCGGGCUUGCUGACGGCUGACCCCAGGAUUAAGGAGCGACAGAAACCAGGCCAGGCAGGCGCCCGCAAGAAGUACACCUGGAAAAAACGUUGAACACUAGGGGGCACCUGGAGCAGAGCGCAGAGUGAUAAACCGACUGGAAGUGACUUCAAGUCCCAAGCAGAACCCACGUUCAUAUACAGAUCAGGCGUCAUUACUGUUAAAAAUACACUGAAUCCAUCAGAAUAAUUGGGGCUUGUUACGUUGCUCUACAUUAUGCAUUGUGCAUACGGUGUAUUCCAAUAAACCAAAUGUUUCCUAUAUUGUGUGUUGAUCUUCCCAGUGUGUCGUGCUGCGUUUGUGCCACCAGAGGGCGACCUCAGUCUUGUUUAGUGUCGAGCUGUAACUAGAACUACCGCUGUAAAUGUGUUAAGACAAAUCCAACUCAAACACGUUAAACCUUUACGCUUAUUGGAGGCGUUUGAAUGUAUUGUGUGUUGGUAUAAAAAACACCGUUGUUACAUAUGUACUAGUCUCUAUGCCUAGAAUGUGUUGCUACAUAAUGCAUAAUACAUAAAAGUGUGUAACAGGUGUGGUAGUUCUUUAUGUUUUAGGUCAUCGAGUUAUUCUUGCAUUAAACGGAGAGGACAGAGAAAUAUUUACAAAAACAAAUAAAUGCUUUUUAUUGGCGUUGCA
Molecule: messenger RNA, 1758 nt
Organism: Electrophorus electricus (electric eel)
Lineage: Eukaryota; Metazoa; Chordata; Actinopteri; Gymnotiformes; Gymnotidae
Gene: mrps9
Product: mitochondrial ribosomal protein S9
Biological process (GO): translation
Cellular component (GO): ribosome; mitochondrial small ribosomal subunit
Molecular function (GO): RNA binding; structural constituent of ribosome
Source: RefSeq, a predicted model, not a curated record